Zalophus californianus (California sea lion) is the source of this 1863-nucleotide messenger RNA. RefSeq names its product chromosome 15 C10orf82 homolog (gene SPMIP5). The coding region runs from base 557 to 1282 and encodes 241 amino acids. The transcript has 7 exons. Lineage: Eukaryota; Metazoa; Chordata; Mammalia; Carnivora; Otariidae. The record is from RefSeq and is a predicted model, not a curated record.
AUCUCCAGCACAAAUCCUCUCCACGCUCCUCCCCUCGGAUUUCACCUCGUCCAGGCCGCUGCCCAGGCUGCCACCCACCCUCACCGGACUGAGCCCCUCCCCAGGGCCACGCCUUUGGAUAACAUAAUGCUGCCCUCAGAAUUAGAUGUCGUCCGUCCAUUACCUCCUUGGAUGGGAGAACCCUUAAACAAGUUAGCCUCUCCGUGCCUUCUUUUUCUCAUCUAUAAAUGGGGGACUCAAACGGGAACUAACCCUUAGGGAGGGGAGGAUUGAACAGGAGUGCGUCCCGCGACAGCUGCAUCGGACGGAGUGAGUGCUGUGUGUGAGCCGUGUUUACAGUUCCCAGCACUGCUGACUGAAUGCGGACCAUGGCCCUCCGCGCCACCCCUGAGACCACCCGUCGUGGCCCCCAAGGUCUCACUUUGAGAGAUGAACUGGCUUGGCAGCAGCAUCAACAGAUGCCCCAAUGCGGGACCUGGCUCUUUGAGGGGGGACCAGAAGCCAUCCUGGAAGGGGGAAGGGGUCUGGCUGGGGAUGCAGCAGCCGCAUAAACCCGAUGUCAGCCAGCGGAAUCAUGGAGUCUUCCGAGACCUUCAUGAGACAUCUGCCAAUCGCACCAGGCUACAGUGGUUUUGUGCCCUACCUUAGCUGCCAGCAAGCCUCCAGCAAGGACAACAUGGCCCACUGUCUGAAGAUCUUCCAGGAGAGCACACAGCACUAUAAAAACCAGAUGGAGGAAUUUCGCUGCUCGGUGGCCACUGCCCGGAGGCUGAAGCCCGUCUGCUCCGAGGAGACCGUCCUGCGGGCGCUCUACCAGUACUAUCGGCAAUACCACCCCCUGAAUCUGGAAUGCAAAAACAGAAAGAAACCUUUCCAGGAGCCCCCGAUCCCUGGCUGGGCUGGCUACCUCCCGAGAGCCAGGGUCACCGAAUUGGGCUGCGCCACGCGGUAUGCUGUCAUGGCCAGAAACUGCUACAGGGACUUCCUGGGCAUCAUGGAGCAGGCCAAGAGGGCGCACCUGAAGCCAUUUGAGGAAAUAUAUGGAGUUGGGUCCACACAACCUCCUUCUGCCCCUUCUCCAGAAGUUUUGCAGUAUGGAGGGCAGCUGCCCCGAUAUCCGGAUUUUUCUCUCCCAGGUGGGAGCUGUCUUGGCUACGGAAGACCCCUGACAGAGGACCCCAGACCUCCAGUGACGUGUGGCUGUGCCCAAAGGACAAAUAUGUCGUGCAACGGGAAGAUUUAUCUUGAGCCACUGUCCUCAGCAAAGUAUGCAGAAAGCUGAUGCAGACAGCCUCCCAGGGAGAGGCACUCUCUCUGCCCUCGCUCUGCAUCCACUGGCCCUCAGAAGACAUCGAAUGCAGCUCCCGGAGCUGAGAGACCGGUGCAGGCAUCCAAAGGCUCAAUAACGGGCAGAGCCGAAACGAUACAAUGCCCUCGACUCCUGGGAGUCUUGCACAGGGCGGGAAUUUUCACUGGGGUUCCCUGGGCAGAAAAAUCAGGUGUCAAAUCUUUAACUCCGAUGAGUAUAAAGAACUUUGAUGAGAAAGGAGUUACCUCUUUGUUUUUACAAACCUCCAAGUGUGAUUUAGUAUUCCCUUCAUUUACGCAACAGACCACAGCCGUCCGUACCUGUCACCUUGGCCUAAUAGAAGCCACGGGUUUGGACCAUGACUUUUGUUACAUACAGCUUAACGUAAUGUCAGUGUUGAUCACUACUUUAUAAUUAUGUAGUUAUUAGCGCGACCAUAUCUACACCCUAACAUACUGCUCUUCAGUCUAUGUAUAAACACAUGAUUAGUUCAUAAAAUUGUCCUAUUUAAUACUUUGAUCAUAGUUCAAUAUAAUUAGUUUCCCUUGUAAUGU